Molecule: messenger RNA, 1396 nt
Organism: Hevea brasiliensis (rubber tree)
Lineage: Eukaryota; Viridiplantae; Streptophyta; Magnoliopsida; Malpighiales; Euphorbiaceae
Product: short-chain dehydrogenase TIC 32 B, chloroplastic
Exons: 8
Coding region: 157-1125 (322 amino acids)
Source: RefSeq, a predicted model, not a curated record
UUGUACCUAUAAACCACAUAUAUUCAUGCAUUCCUUUUCUGAACCAGUAACCUGCUUGCUUGCUGUUUCUUUCUCUCACAUAACUGUACAACAGUUUAUAUAUAUACAUAUAUAUAUUUUGCGUUUCUCUGGAGAGGCUCAAGUUUUUGCAGAGAAAUGAGCAUCUUUUCGUUGGUCACAGGAUGGCCUGGUCCUAGUGGGUUUGGAUCGGCUUCUACUGCUGAGCAGGUUACAGAAGGGAUUGAUGCUUCCAAUCUUACUGCUAUUAUCACUGGUGGAGCAACUGGGAUAGGGUUGGAGACUGCAAGAGUCCUGGCUCUUCGUAAGGCUCAUGUGAUUAUAGCAGCAAGGAACAUGGAGAAUGCAAAUGAAGCAAAGCAAUUCAUUCUUAAAGAGGUUGAAGAUGCCAGAGUGGAUGUUCUGAAACUGGAUUUGGCCUCUAUGAAAUCUGUCAGAGAAUUUGCUGACAACUUCAUUGCACUUAAUCUACCACUUAACAUCUUAAUCAAUAAUGCGGGUAUUAUGUUCUGCCCAUACCAGCUUACUGAAGAUGGAUUAGAGAUGCAAUUUGCUACUAAUCAUAUUGGUCAUUUCCUCUUGACAAACCUUCUCCUGGACAAAAUGAAAGACACUGCCAAAAACACUGGCAUUGAGGGCAGGAUUGUGAAUUUAUCAUCAAUUGCCCACGUCCACACUUACAGAAAUGGAAUUAAAUUUGAUAAUAUCAAUAAUAAGAGAAGUUACUCUGAUAAAAGGGCAUAUGGGCAAUCCAAGCUAGCCAACUUACUUCAUGUCAAAGAGCUUACCCGUCGCUUUCAGGAAGAGGGUGUGAAUGUUACUGCCAAUGCAGUCCAUCCAGGACUAAUAAUGACCAAUCUAAUGAAACAUUCUGCACUCCUGAUGAGAAUAUUGAAGUUCUUUACCUUUCUGCUAUGGAAGAAUGUACCUCAGGGAGCAGCAACCACAUGCUAUGUGGCACUUCACCCAAGUUUGAAAGGGGCAAGUGGAAAAUACUUUGUGGAUUGCAAUGAGAUAAAACCAAGCGCAUUUGCUAUGGAUGAAUUGCUUGCAAGAAAACUGUGGGAUUUCAGCAACAAGCUCAUUAGCUCAGCUUCAAAAGCUUAAAACAAAUUGAUUAAUUAUGUCUGAGGCUUAAUUCAAGCUUUAAGAUAAAGCAAUAAGAGAAAAGCUAAAGAGCCACAUUUCUCCCCCAUUUCUGAUAUAUACUUAGGAGUGAUCCAUAUAGUACAAGUCAAUUCUAUUAGUUCAGUAUAUAUUCAAAUAUUAAUGUGUUACUUUAUUCCUCUAUUGUAAUGGGAAUGGAUUUAUUUUAUCAAAGAGGGUGAAUAUGCCACUAGUUGAUAUGGCAGUAGCCUAGUUUGGAAUUAAAGUUAAA